Messenger RNA from Grammomys surdaster, 1421 nucleotides. It is a transcript of the gene Madcam1, whose product is annotated as mucosal vascular addressin cell adhesion molecule 1. Bases 128 to 1249 code for a protein of 373 amino acids. Gene Ontology annotation, biological process: positive regulation of lymphocyte migration; leukocyte tethering or rolling; heterotypic cell-cell adhesion. Gene Ontology annotation, cellular component: membrane. The transcript is spliced from 4 exons. The record is from RefSeq and is a predicted model, not a curated record. NCBI's taxonomy places the organism in Eukaryota, Metazoa, Chordata, Mammalia, Rodentia, Muridae. Gene Ontology annotation, molecular function: integrin binding involved in cell-matrix adhesion.
CCUGGGGUCUCAACCCGGGGUCAGGGCUGGAACCUGGGACCUAGUGGCUCCAGCACAGCUUUAAUGCUCUCACUCCUCAGGCCAGUCCUUCCAGGUGAGUCCCCCUGAGCCUGAGGUAGCUGUGGCCAUGGGCACAUCCCUCCAGAUCACCUGCAGCAUGUCCUGUGACAAGGGUGCAGCCCGGGUGCAUUGGCACGGCCUGGACACCAGCUUGGGCAGUGUGCAGACCCUUCCAGGCAGCAGUAUCCUCUCCAUACGAGGCCUGCUCUCAGACACAGGCACUCGUGUGUGCGUGGGCUCCUGCGGGACUCGAAGCUUCCAGCACUCGGUGAAGAUCCUUGUGUAUGCCUUCCCAGACCAGCUGGUGGUGUCGCCGGAGUUCCUGGUACCUGGACAGGACCAGGAAGUGUCCUGCACGGCCCACAACAUCUGGCCUGCAGACCCGAACAGUCUCUCCUUUACCCUGCUCCUGGGAGAGCAGAGACUGGAGGGUGCCCAGGCCCUGGAACUAGAGCAAGAAGAGGAGAUUCAAGAGGCUGAGGGCACACUGCUGUUCCGAAUGACACAACACUGGUUGUUACCCUCCUUGGGGACUCCCACCCCUCCUGCCCUGUACUGCCAGGUCACCAUGCAGCUGCCCAAACUGAUGCUGACCCACAGAAGAGAGAUUCCAGUGCUAGGGAGCCAGACCUCACCUGAGCCCCGGAACACGACCUCUGCUGAGCUCUAUAUCCUGACCUCGUCAAGUACUGCUGAAGCAGGAGCCACUGGGCUCAACAUCACGGCCCUGCCUUCUACCCCUCCACACCCCAAGCUCAGCCCUAGGACUCUGAGCUCUGAGAGACCUUGCCGCCCCCAAAUCCACCAGGACCUGGAGACAGGCUGGGAGCUCCUGUGCGAAGCAUCCUGUGGGCCUGGAGUGACCGUGCGCUGGACCUUGGCUCCUGGCGACCUGGCAGCCUACCACAAGGAGGAGGCCGGGGCCCAGGCACGGCUAAGCAUGCUGCCCCCAGGUCCCAUUCCAGAGGGUUGGUUCCAGUGCUGCCUGGACCCUGGCGGGCAGGUGACCAGUCUGUAUGUUCCUGGCCAGGUGACUCCAAAUCCCUACUCUAUCAUCGCCCUAUGGAUUGGCAGCUUGGUGCUGGGGCUGCUUACACUGGCCUUCCUUGCCUACCGCCUGUGGAAAUGCCUGUGGAAAUGCUACCAGCCAGGUCCUCACCAGCACGCCAGCUCGUGCACACUCCUAUGAAGCUUGAUUAUGCCAGACUAAAGGAAGCAGAGAGUGAUCAGCUGUAGGAUUUGGGGCAUCAAGUUGAUAAUGUGGCCACUUUCCUUGGUGGUCAGCACAUCUAUAAGCUCCUCCUGGCUACUGAGCUUUCCUGUCUGUUGGCCCAUAGCUAAAUAAAGGCCCCAUAUCUAGC